AAAUGAGAGAGUGAAAGCAUGUGCACCAAAUGGUAGAAAAAAAUUUCCCCAAUGACAGGGCCAAGUUUGCCCCUUCGCCCUUCCCAUCUUGACUAUUCGUUCCACUUCAAAGAUUCUUAUGUCCUUCUUCCUCGUCCAACCCAUCCCACAAACCAAAUGCUUGCUAGCUAGCUAGCAACAAUGGCAGCCGCAGCUAGAGCGAGCUGCGGUCCCUCCGGCCUCGCCGUCCUGUGCAGCCUCUACUGUCUUUGGACGCUUGCCAUCCAUGUCCCUCGCGCUGGCUCGGUGUCCUUCAACCUCACCUUCUCCAUGCCCCAGAGCCCAGACCUCUCCCAGCUCAUAACCUUCGCCGGCGACGCCUACCUCAGUCCAAACACCCUCGAGCUCACGCGGAACCAGCGUGACCAAAGCAGCACCUACAGUGUCGGCCGGGCGACGUACACGCAGCCAGUGCCGCUCUGGGACGCAGCGACCGGCGAGACGGCGAGCUUCGUCACCACCUUCACCUUCAACAUCAGUCUGGAUCCGAGCACUUUCGCCGGCGAUGGGAUGGCCUUCUUCCUCGCGCAUUUCGGCCCCGGGUCACGUGUCCCUACCAACAGCUCCGGGGGCAUGCUCGGCCUCCUCCCGGCCUACACCAACGGCACCGGCAACGGCACCAUCGUCGCCGUCGAGUUCGACACCUUUCGCAACCUGGCGAACGACGACAUCAGCAGCAGCCAUGUGGGCAUCGACGUCAACUCCGUCAACUCCACGGCGUCCACGGACACCACCUCGCCGACCAGGAACCUCACCUCCGGUUACGAGAUGGUGGCGACCGUCAGGUACGUGAAUGUCACCAGGUUGCUGGCCGUCCAGCUCACGAUCAACGACGACACAUCGUACUACGUCAACGCGACUGUUGAUCUCAAGAGCUACCUGCCGGAGCGUGUCGCCGUCGGCUUCUCCGCAGCGACCGGCGCCGGCGGCGAGCAGCACAAGGUGCUGUCAUGGACAUUUACAUCCACUCUGCAGGACGCACCAGCACCGGCACCGGCACCGCCGCCAGCUCUGACACCUGCUGGCACUGGCAGCAGCAUCCAGCAACCCAAGAAGACAUCAGGAGGAACACUGAUAAUCGCCGUGCUAGUGCCUGUGCUGUUUCUCUUGGCGUGUGCGGCUGCCGCCGUGGUGGUAUGGCAGAAACGCAGGAGGAGAAGAAGAAGAUCGUCGGGAGGAAUUGGAACCAGCGACGACGACGACAACGAUCACCAACAACAAGACGACAGCAGGGCGGAGCUCGAGAGAGGGGUGGCUGCCACCGGCCCCCGGCGGUACGCGUACCGUGACCUCGCCGCCGCCACCAACAACUUCGCCGAGGAUGGCAAGCUCGGUCGCGGUGGCUUCGGCAGCGUCUACAGGGGUACCCUCACUGUCGCCGGCGAAGAGCGUCCAGUGGCCAUCAAGAUGUUGUCGUCAGACUCGUCGGCGCAGGGGAGGAAGGAGUUCGAGGCGGAGGUGCGGAUCAUCAGCCGGCUCAAGCAUCGGAACCUCGUGCAGCUCCUCGGCUGGUGCGACAGCCGCCAUGGCCUCCUGCUCGUCUACGAGCUGGUGGCGCAAGGCAGCCUCGACAGGCAUCUCCACAGCAUCGACGGCGAGAGCUUCUUGACAUGGCCGGAGAGGUACCAGAUCAUCCUCGGCUUGGGAUCGGCGCUCCGGUACCUGCACCAGGAGUGGGAGCAGCGCGUGGUGCACGGCGACAUCAAGCCGAGCAACAUCAUGCUGGACGACUCGCUCGUCGCCAAGCUCGGCGACUUCGGCCUCGCCCGGCUCGGCGACCAUGGCGGGCGGUGGCAGACCACCAAGGCCGUGAUGGGCACGGCGGGGUACAUCGACCCGGAGUUCGUCAACACGCGCCACCCGAGCACCCACGCCGACGUCUACAGCUUCGGCAUCGUCCUCCUCGAGGUCGUCUCCGGCCGGUCUCCGGUGGUGUUGCUGCAAGGCGAGGCGCCCUUCGUUCUGCUGAAAUGGGUGUGGAGCCUCUACGGCCGGAACGCGAUCCUUGACGCGGCGGACGAGCGGCUGAGGUCCGGCGCCGACGAGCUCCGCGACGAGUGCAUGGAGAGGGUGCUCGUCGUCGGGCUGUGGUGCGCGCACCCUGACCAGAGCGAGCGGCCGUCCAUCGCGCAGGCCAUGCACGUCCUGCAGUCGGAGGACGCCAGGCUUCCGGCGCUCCCGCCGCAGAUGUACAAGACGGCGUCGGACCUCGCCGUCACUGGACGUUCCUACGGUGCUUUGUCCAUUGAAAGUUACAGCGGUGUUGAUUCCUCGACGACGACGACGACCACCACCACCACCAGCAGCGACUCCAAGGUUUCUUCAGCCUCGUCGACCACGGCCUUGCUCCGAGAUUCAAAAGAGAGAGCUUGAUUUCUGCAUGUUUUUUUUUCUUUUUUUUUAGGGAAAUGUUGAUAUGGACUGCCACUGUAUAUGUGGGAGCUGAAUUGUAUCAUUCUACAGACUGUAAAAAUAUGUUUUCACUUUUAUUAAUUUGGGUUGAAGCAAACAA
Sorghum bicolor (sorghum) is the source of this 2551-nucleotide messenger RNA. RefSeq names its product L-type lectin-domain containing receptor kinase IX.1. Bases 181 to 2412 code for a protein of 743 amino acids. Gene Ontology annotation, biological process: protein phosphorylation. Gene Ontology annotation, cellular component: plasma membrane. NCBI's taxonomy places the organism in Eukaryota, Viridiplantae, Streptophyta, Magnoliopsida, Poales, Poaceae. Gene Ontology annotation, molecular function: ATP binding; carbohydrate binding; protein kinase activity. The transcript has a single exon. The record is from RefSeq and is a predicted model, not a curated record.